Molecule: messenger RNA, 717 nt
Organism: Alternaria arborescens
Lineage: Eukaryota; Fungi; Ascomycota; Dothideomycetes; Pleosporales; Pleosporaceae
Exons: 1
Coding region: 1-717 (238 amino acids)
Source: RefSeq, a predicted model, not a curated record
AUGCCGGCGUUUUCACUUCUACCAAAUUCACCGAAACCUGACUUUGACAACUAUCGUCAAAAGCCAGUUCCAGAAGACCUAGAAGAGCAAGACACGUUACUCCAAAAGAACAUUUCAGGAUCGCUUUGGUCAAAGCCCUGUCGAGGCAUUGCGUACGCGAACCUAGUGGCUGUGUCCCUAUUCCUUUUCACAAUUGUUGUCGGAUCGCUCGCAUGGCUACGCGUAUCUGCGACACAGCAAACCGACGAAGCACCGAAACCAUCAAAGGCGUACACCGAUUGCGGUAGCAACUACUCAACAGCAAUCGCAGCCGGAUGUAUAUAUGAUAUUGUUGCUCCCCAAUGGACGCCACCAGAGUGCUACAAUGCAGCCCUAUCCGAAGAAUAUGCUGCGAAGAUCCCAAAACCGAUGUUCUUCCGUUGGGAAAAUCUCACAGAGCCGAUACCAGAAGACCCCGUGGAGAUCUCAAAACAUGAUACAGUCUGGACAUUCGACAAAUAUCAUACGAUACAUUGUGUAUACAUCCUUGAGCUUGCAGCAUUAGCUGCGUCGAUGGCUUCUUCUGGCAACCAGGAUGUUUUCUUGAAUCACGUUGCAGCGAAUUCCAAACAUACGAGGCAUUGUACCGAACUGUUAUCAGGGAACAUUAGCUUUCCAGGCGAGACGGAGAUUCAUCGUCCUGGAUCCGCGCUUCGCUGCAAGGGAUUGAAGUCUUAG